CAAAGUUUGUAUUAUCAAUACAGUCAUAACUUGAAUUGUUUUUUAAAAAAUAACAUGUUAAGUUUAUAAUAAUGGCUGCUAUAAAAUUGGAAAAGAAUAAUAUAAUUUGUCACGGAUGUUUGAGUGUGGAUCGUUCAUUGCUACCGAUUAAAAAAAAUAUGGAUCUCUAUUUUAUUUUGUUGGGAAAUCAACAAUUUUAUUCUGGUGAUGUAACCGGCCCUGUUUAUAUGUGUUUUGAGUGCAGAUCGCUGUUACAGAAAGUUGGAAUGUUCCGGCAAAGGCUUCAGAGAGCUCAGGAUAUGUUUUCUAAGAUGUUAUUGAAUUGGACACCAGGUAAAACGUUAUCACAAUUGUCCAUAAGCAAAAAUAUAGAUUAUGACCUGACAUGUACCGAGAAUGACAACGAUAGCAAAAUAAAAAUAGAAUUAAACGAUUCGGGCAAUGAUUACAACGAGACAAUAGUUAAGGAGGAAUUAGAUGAUACGUUAAAUUAUAACGGAAUAGGUAAUAUUGAUAUCGGGUUGAAGAAAAUCAGGAGUGUAAGGAGAAAGUGCAAGAUAAGUGAUACUAGAUUUACCGAUGAUGAGAAGGAGAGUCUGGUUGUGCCGUUUUUGAUCAAACUCAAUGACGUUUUUGCAUUACCCAAGAAGAGGAACGGCGUCCAUUACAAGAAUAUGUUGGCGACAUGUAGUAAAUAUAUUGGUAAUUUGGCCGAAGUUAGGAGAAAUGAUCUUGAAAGAGUUGGGCCAAAUCUCGAAUGCACAGACUGUGGUGCACAGAUCACAGACCGGGAUAUGAUGGCGCACUGGGACGAGCACAGAGUACACCUGCACAGAUGCAACCUCUGUGACGUCAUCUCCAGGUCAAGGAAGGAGAUCAUACAGCACAUAACAGAAGUGCACACCAAGGUUUACACCUGCAAGGAAUGCGGGAUUAAAUGCUGGAAAUUGCAGGAGUUCAAUAAACAUUACCGGAACUUCCACAAAUACUUCGUGUGUGAUCAUUGUGAUAAAAAGUUCUAUAGCAAGUCUGUCAUUGAGAGGCAUAUCAGAUGUCGUCACCUCCGCCCCCCGCCGCCGGAGCCCCCGGAGCAAGCGUACUGUGUGGAGUGCGACCGAGUAUUCCCAAGCCAGCAGAUGUACAGGAGACACCUGAGGACAGCCGCCGCUCAUCGACCGCCUAAAAACACCAAGGUGCCGUGCCCGGACUGCGGGAAGACGUUUAGCAGAAAAGUGUACAUGAACAAUCACCACAAGCAGGUCCACAGGCGGGACUCGCCGCACUACUGCAGGGACUGUGACAAGUACUUCAUCAACGGCUACGCAAUCCGCACCCACGUUAAAUUCGUCCACGAGAAGAGCGAGAAACCCAAGAACAAGAUCUGCGACAUCUGCCAGCGCGGCUUCCACACCAAUCGCGUGCUGUCAAACCACCGCCGCACUCACACUGGCGAGAGGCCGUACUGCUGUGAACACUGUGGGGCGGCGUUCGCUCAGCUACAGGCUAGGAAGACUCACGAGAGGACGCAGCACAGGGCGGCACAGUAGACACACACACACUAUGAUAAAGACAAUAAUAAAUUGUGCAAGGGUGUAUGUACACAGAGAAAUUGAUACAAACACACACACAUACAAACAAUAUUAUUAAUAAUAAUAGUGUAAGACAAUAAUGACGUACAUUGGUAUCUGGUGAGACACACACAAACACACAAAUAUUGCAUAUUAUUAACUACACACAUGUAUAUAUAUAUAUAUGGAAUAUAACACACACAUAUAUCUUAAAUAUUUUUUAUUUGUAUCAUUUUCUGAUAUUGCAACAAAAAAUUGAAAUUUUUGACAAUAAUAAAAUUAAAGAUGGCGUCAUUCAAGAUAAGAAAAAACAGAGGAUAAGAACAGUAACAUUAUUGUAUAUAGAGUAAAAAUGAUAGUUUUGCUCAAUAAAUCCUGGACCUUUUUGGUGUUUCAA
Messenger RNA from Danaus plexippus (monarch butterfly), 1965 nucleotides. RefSeq names its product zinc finger protein 667-like. The transcript has 9 exons. The coding region runs from base 72 to 1547 and encodes 491 amino acids. Gene Ontology annotation, molecular function: DNA-binding transcription activator activity, RNA polymerase II-specific; RNA polymerase II cis-regulatory region sequence-specific DNA binding. The record is from RefSeq and is a predicted model, not a curated record. NCBI's taxonomy places the organism in Eukaryota, Metazoa, Arthropoda, Insecta, Lepidoptera, Nymphalidae. Gene Ontology annotation, cellular component: nucleus. Gene Ontology annotation, biological process: regulation of transcription by RNA polymerase II.